AUCUGGCAACCGGCCUGGCCGACUGGAGUGGUGAGUUAGCACGGCACGAAGGACUGAAGCACGAUGCGGUGAAGACGCGUGUCGGUAUCGGGGGGGGAGCUCACCGUUGAUGCUAAUGACCUCACGCAUGGUUGCGGGCGGGAAGAUGUGAUUGGGGAUUAAGUGAUGGGAGGUUUGAGAGGAAGGGAGUUCACGAGCAGCACAGCAAAGACGCAGGCGGCAAGACAGGCCAGACAAGGCUUUUACGAACGGAGACUCGGGAGCGGGAAUAUGAGAGCGAAGACAAGGACGUGCAGUUUGGUUUGGCGAUGGGGGGAAGAAAAUAGGUGGGGGAAAUUUGGCAGACAGGGGAGGCUUGCCCGUCCUAGGAUUUGUUGAUUUCGAGGCGUGUCUGCGUGGCUAGAAGGGGUAAGCGCGUU
This is a messenger RNA of Ilyonectria robusta, 419 nucleotides long. RefSeq lists its product as uncharacterized. NCBI's taxonomy places the organism in Eukaryota, Fungi, Ascomycota, Sordariomycetes, Hypocreales, Nectriaceae. Bases 166 to 378 code for a protein of 70 amino acids. The transcript has a single exon. The record is from RefSeq and is a predicted model, not a curated record.